AUGGUUGUCAAGUCUCUCAAGUCUCUUUUAUUUGGCGUUGCGGUGCUUUUACAGCUUGUAGCGCUAGUAACAGCCUCUACAACGUAUGCUACUAUAAAGUCAAAAAGCCAUCCACAUGGAGUCAAGAGUAUUUCAGACUUGGUAGAGGGUGCGAGUGAUGUGGAUCCCCUUGUUAUAUUCCAAUUCAAAGAGUUCCCUCUACUACAAGAGUUCUCACGUUUUGACGAGAGCUUACCGUUUUUGACUUAUCUGUUCCAUCGUCAAGACAGUGUCGAAUUGAACAACCAGCAUAUGAUCCAUAUCGAUAACAAGAUGGUUGAAUUCGAGACCUUUGAAAUACUGGAGUUGCCCUCUUCACCCUCAGUGCACCUAUAUGACAAGCAUCUCGAAGGCAAGCAAGUCAUUUUGUUCGAUUUUCAAGAUGCUGAAUAUGAUAUUGUGGAAUUGGACGAAUUCCUUGAGUCAAUUUUUGGGUUCGUUUCUCAAGAAUAUAUGUCUUUCGACGUUGACGAUGUUGUGUUGAACAUAAAUAAUGAUUCGAAAAAAUCAUCAACCUUACAGGUAUGGUCAAGCGUGUCUACAGGUCUUAAAGAGCGUAAAGGCACCGAAAAAAAACCUGUUGAUAAUGAUAAGUUGAGUGAUAUUUGGACUGAAGGUUUGAUAAUGUGUUUGUUAGUCUCUCUCUUUUUGAUAGUACUUCUGGUUAUCGCAAUAUCUUGGGUCGGCAGUAUAGAUAUUAGUUACGGUGCAUUGGAAAAAUCAACUAAUCCAUUAAAGAAGAGUAACUGA
Molecule: messenger RNA, 789 nt
Organism: Zygotorulaspora mrakii
Lineage: Eukaryota; Fungi; Ascomycota; Saccharomycetes; Saccharomycetales; Saccharomycetaceae
Gene: VOA1
Product: Voa1p
Exons: 1
Coding region: 1-789 (262 amino acids)
Source: RefSeq, a predicted model, not a curated record